Messenger RNA from Drosophila eugracilis, 1881 nucleotides. Its product is annotated as alpha-taxilin. Gene Ontology annotation, molecular function: syntaxin binding. Lineage: Eukaryota; Metazoa; Arthropoda; Insecta; Diptera; Drosophilidae. The record is from RefSeq and is a predicted model, not a curated record. The transcript is spliced from 4 exons. Bases 87 to 1634 code for a protein of 515 amino acids.
CUCACUUUUAUAAAUAUAUAGCAACACAACAAAUAUAGUCAAAAUUCGAAAGAGGAACAUAUAUAUAGAACCGAUCUGAACAAACGAUGGAGAAGCUAAGCAAGGCGAAAAAGGUGGCGCGGGAAGAGAAGCAGCGCGACCAAAAGUUGGAGGAGUUGGUCAUGAAAUCCCUGGAGGAGUGCCCCUCCACCGAGGAGAAGGUGAAACUGCUACUUCAACGUCAUGUGGACAGCGAGAAGAACGUGAGCCGGUUAACAUCCGAACUUCGCGUCUUGCAACGCCACAUGGAAUCCCAACAGCGGGAGAAGGAGCAAGUCCAACGUGAUCUCAACAAGAGCGUCCUCAUGAGGGACAAACUUCAGGAGGUCUGCCGCGAACAGCAGCGCAUUAUAAAAUCCGUGAAAAAUGAGAGCCUGCUACAAAUAAAAGUCGAGGAGGAGCGACGCAAGGAAAGCCAAAGCAAGUUCCAAAACUCUUUGACCGACGUCCAGAAAUCUUUAGCCAAGAACAACGAGGAAAACAUCAAGCUGCGCGAUUACAACAUCGAAAUGACCAAGAAGUUAAAACUGCUGGCCGAGCAAUACCAAACGAGGGAGCAACACUUGGAGAAGCUCAAUGAGCAGGUUCAGCUUGAGGCCCAGUUGCAUCAGGCCAAGCUGCAAAAAUGCCAGGUGGAAGCCGCCAUGGAAAAGGAGAUACUCAACAAGGAAAACAAAAUUGGUCUGGAGAAACUGCUGCAAGCGCAACGUGCCAUUAAGGAUCUCACCGAUCGAGAACAUCAGCUAAAAGAGCAGCUGAACAUCUACACGGCAAAGUACGAUGACUUUCAACAGUCGCUGCAAAAAUCCAACGAGGUAUUUGGCAGCUACAAAGUAGAACUGGAGAAGAUGUCGAAGCACACAAAAAAAAUCGAGAAGGAGGCGCUGGGAUGGCGGCAGAAGUACGAGAAGGCAAAUGCCACGGUGAUUGAUUUGGCUACCGAGAAGAACCUGCAGGCGCAGCAUUCAGAGCGGCUGCAGAAGCAAAUACAGCAGCUGCAGAAGCUAUUGCGUGCUCUCCAGCAGGAGCGGACCACUUUGCACAAGUGCCUGCGGGAUAACGAGAUUGAAAUUCCUGCCUUGCCGCAAUUGCCGCCCGAACCAGAGCCAGUGAAUGUGAAGGCUGUGAAUUCGGAUAAUGUUAAAAUGGAGAUGAUGACUCGCAAUUGUGCGGAACUGAAGCAAACGCUGGCCAAUCUGCAGAGCCAAAUGAAGCUGCUAACGGCCAGCGAAUCGAAGACAGCAGCGGACGAGAAGAGCAAGGCCGAGGAGCAGAGGCAGGCAAACAACGCGAAGAAGAAUAUUCGCAAGAAGGAGAAAAAGUCCAAGGCAAAGGCAGCCGCAGCAGCAGCGGCAGCAGCAGCCGCUUCCACAUCGAACGAAGAGCUUAACGGCGACCAGGAACCUGCGACUACGGAAUCCAAUGUCGAACUACAGGCAGCGGGCGAUGCCUCAAAUGUUAAAGACAGCCAGGAGCAAACUGUUGAGCCUGUCACAAGCUCGCAGGAGAUCGUAGGUGAUGGCGACGCCUCCAACGCCAAGUCACCCUCUAAUAUAUCCGAAGUGCCUGCCUUAAUCGAUGCCAAUGCAGACUAAAUUAUUGACUGUUCGCCUGUACUCACACCCAAAUCACGGACGGCCACGUAGCCUUCUCUUUAAAAGCAUUUUGUGUCAUUCAUGUCUCAACUAAAGAAAUGUCAUCAAUCACAAGCCAACAUGGUCGGAUUUUUGUACUAGUUAUUUAUUGUACUUUGUAUAUUGUAUUUAUUUAAAGGAAUGUGAACGGUGAUCGUUCAUUGCUGUUCAACAACAAAUUGAGUAAAACGUGUUUCCUGCAAACAAA